AAUGUGCGAUUUAUCAUCUCCGCCUCCACCGACUCACUUGUGGCACAACUCCUGGCAGCUCGGCCUGACUGUCUAGCAGGGGCCGGAUUGUGUGAACUUUCCUUAGCCGAAAGAAAGGCAGCUGUCCGCAGUCUUUUUGGACGCUUCGGAAAGACCCUGGAUGAAACUGGCUUUAGAAAUCAGCUCGAUUCUCAAUUAUCCAGUCUUCCCAACUAUCUACCUGACCUAGUCCUUCACUGUUUUUCUCGAUUGGAGGCCACUCAUGGCAGUAAGCUAGUGAGGAUAGCUCUUGCUUUUCUCCUCCUGACUCGGCGGCCAUUGCAUGCAGUCGAGUUACAUCAGCUACUUGACUUCUGGCUUUCAUCCUGCCAAGAAGCUGCCUCAGUAGCAACAGAGGUGGCCUCUAGUAUUAAAAAAUCCCCUGUCUUCGUUGAUUUGUCACCGGCCGAGCUCAAUCAACUAUGCAUGACUGGACAGUGGAAUAAUAGUGGCGAGCUGAGAUAUUUGCAACCAGUCACUCGUCCAUGCAUUCAUUUGCCUAGCUUUAUCUUUCAGCGUCUACUCUCCGAUCUUUCGCCUUUGCUCGCGGGAUUCUCUACAGACUCUUUCGACUUGCAAGACGAUGGUUUUGGUGAAGCAGAAGAACGCAGCCAUUCUGAUCCUAAGGAAGAGGGAAGUCAGUCGACUGCCAAACGAGCCUUAUCUACCGAUGGCUGGCUACGUAUCCGCAGUUCUGAAAUCUCCCGAAUCCUUCUUUUCUAUAUUUUACCCUCAUCUAUUUCUGCUUCCGCAGACCUGCUUUCGCUGCCAGCUUCCGUCAAGACAGGCAUUCAUCAUCUUAAGCCUAGUCAGCGUCUCGGCUACAUCCACCCGUCUGGUACAAGAUUCUCUGGCUAUCGCCAGACCCAAGGAAAGAGACCUCGCUUAGGCUUUGGUAGAUCAGGUGUAAAGGAGGAUUGCGAUGAAAUUUCCUCGGCAGCGAUU
Protopolystoma xenopodis is the source of this 984-nucleotide messenger RNA. The record is from the annotation of a GenBank genome assembly. NCBI's taxonomy places the organism in Eukaryota, Metazoa, Platyhelminthes, Monogenea, Polystomatidea, Polystomatidae.